AUGAGGGUGACAGUUCAACUGGCCUACAAAGUCCCAGUCCUCGGUCCCCAGGACCGGCGUCUCCUCCAUGCUUCUCGCCGCCCCAGGCCGGCUUCCUCCCGGUCCGCGUGCGCUUUCACCUCCCAUCCCUACACCCGGGAAGAUGUGGCAAAGGGCUCGCACCGUGGGGUCUGUGCGCGGAUUCGGGAUCCCAGUGCCUGCGGGAGAAAUCGCGACACACUCGGAAGUUUGAGUUGGUCAUUGCGUGCUGUCGGCGCCCUCCCAGAGGAGCUGGAUCACCGCUGGGGGGACCUGAGGUUACAGGAAUUGACUGUUUGUUCAGAAGACAAUGUUGAUGUCCAUGAUAUAGAAUUGUUACAGUAUAUCAACGUAGAUUGUGCAAAAUUAAAACGACUCCUGAAGGAAACAGCAUUUAAAUUUAAAGCCCUAAAGAAGGUUGCACAGUUAGCAGUUAUAAAUAGCCUGGAAAAGGCCUUUUGGAACUGGGUAGAAAAUUAUCCAGAUGAGUUUACAAAGCUCUAUCAGAUUCCACAGACUGAUAUGGCUGAGUGUGCAGAGAAGCUGUUUGACUUGGUGGAUGGUUUUGCUGAAAGCACCAAACGUAAAGCAGCAGUUUGGCCACUGCAAAUUAUUCUCCUUAUUUUGUGUCCAGAAAUAAUCCAGGAUAUAUCCAAGGAUGUGGUUGAUGAAAACAAUAUGAAUAAGGAAUAG
Castor canadensis (American beaver) is the source of this 711-nucleotide messenger RNA. NCBI's taxonomy places the organism in Eukaryota, Metazoa, Chordata, Mammalia, Rodentia, Castoridae. The record is from RefSeq and is a predicted model, not a curated record.